Messenger RNA from Fraxinus pennsylvanica, 795 nucleotides. The record is from the annotation of a GenBank genome assembly. NCBI's taxonomy places the organism in Eukaryota, Viridiplantae, Streptophyta, Magnoliopsida, Lamiales, Oleaceae.
AUGUUUUUUCUUAUUUUGCCUGUCAAUACUUUGAGGAGGACUAAGCACAUUGGGAACGAAUAUCCUAAGUUGACAUUUCCAUGCCUGCUGUAUUUUAAUAGCUAUUUCAGUUGCUUCACUCUAAAGGAUCUGUUGAAGUCAAUUCUGCAAUUGCAAAGUGCUUUGUUAUCUGAUGGAAUCAAUUCAGUGCUCUAUGUUGAGUUCAAGGAACAUUUCAUUCAUGUUCCUAUACAUGCCCCAGGGGUGGGUGAGCAGGAGGAGCCAGUAAUUGAGGAUGAUGAUGAUGAAGAUGAAGAAGAGGAUGAAGAGGAUGAUCAUGAAGAAGGUGCUGAAGGAGAAGGAGAUGCUAGUGGUAGGUCAAAGCAGAGCCGGAGUGAGAAAAAGAGUCGCAAGGCUAUGCUGAAACUAGGAAUGAAGCCCAUCCCUGGGGUCAGCCGUGUUACUGUUAAGAAGAGCAAGAACAUCCUGUUUGUCAUCUCAAAGCCAGAUGUUUUCAAGAGCCCCAAUUCAGACACAUACAUCAUCUUUGGCGAGGCAAAGAUUGAGGACUUGAGUUCACAGUUGCAGACUCAAGCUGCCGAGCAGUUCAAGGCUCCUAAUAUCAGCAAUAUAGCUCCAAAACCCGAACCCGUGACAGUUGCUCAGGAUGAUGAAGAUGUCGACGAGACUGGUGUUGAGCCAAAGGAUAUAGAGCUGGUGAUGACUCAAGCUGGGGUUUCAAGAGCUCGGGCAGUCAAAGCUCUCAAGGAGUCUGAUGGAGACAUCGUUUCUGCUAUCAUGGAGCUCACAAACUAG